AUGCACAUCCACACCCCUUACCCGACUGACAGUUCAAGGUACUUCUUACAAGAGCGGAGCCUAAGGGGGAUGUGCAACAAACUACAGGAGGUCAAAGCAGAGCCUCCAGCGGCUCCUCCAGCACAAACCUCCCCCAAUCUGGGCUUCAAAAUCCCAGGCUACAGACCCUCGAAUUUCGACAGAAAAAUGCUGCUGUGGACGGGACGCUACAAGACUGCCGAGCAGAUCCCUGAGCUGGUAUCGUUUGAAACGCUCGACGCCGCCAGAAACAAAAUGCGUGUAAAAGUGUGUUACAUCAUGAUGGCAGCCACAAUAGGCGGCUGCUUGUUGAUGGUCAUCCUAGGCAAACGGGCCGCUGGCAGAAAUGAGUCUCUGACGGGUCAGAAUAUGGAGCGGAAGGCCAGAUGGAGGGAGGAGCUACAGAGAGAGCAGGCGGCCGCCGUCUCCUUGCCCGAUAAGGCGCAGUGA
This is a messenger RNA of Nerophis lumbriciformis (worm pipefish), 468 nucleotides long. NCBI's taxonomy places the organism in Eukaryota, Metazoa, Chordata, Actinopteri, Syngnathiformes, Syngnathidae. The record is from RefSeq and is a predicted model, not a curated record.